Nycticebus coucang (slow loris) is the source of this 535-nucleotide messenger RNA. Its product is annotated as translation machinery-associated protein 7-like. The coding region runs from base 153 to 383 and encodes 76 amino acids. The transcript has a single exon. NCBI's taxonomy places the organism in Eukaryota, Metazoa, Chordata, Mammalia, Primates, Lorisidae. The record is from RefSeq and is a predicted model, not a curated record.
GCCUCAUCACUCCUUAUAUCAAAAUAAAUUACACAUGAUUAAAUAUUUUAAGAUAAAAAGCCAUUAAAAUGUUAGAAUACAUAGGUAGAUUUUGUUUCUAAUAAUUUUGUAGUGGAAAGGUCUUUCUAAGUUUGAUAUCAAAAAGCAUAAAAAUGGCAAUUGGUUUUUCCAGUGGCAGGGUCAGCUCCAUGUCUGGCCGUGAAAGUGGCAAGAAAAAGCUCCUGAAACAGCCUAAGAAGCAGGCCAAGAAGAUGGAUGAGGAAAAUAAGGCAGUCAAACAGAAAGAAAAAGAGGAGCAGAAGAAGCUCAAGGAACUAAAAGUGAAGGCCGAGAGGAAGGGCCCCCUCGCCACAGGUGGAAUUAAGAAAUCUGGCAAAAAGUAAGCUGUUCCUUGUGCCUGAGAUGAUGAUGACCCUUGAUUCCUAUUUAAACGUUGUCUAUAUUCCUGCCAUAACAUCUUUUGCCACCUACAGCUAAAAUGAAGUGUUGUCUUAGAGCAUAUUGUACAUUUAAGAAUAAACUUUCGUAAAAAAAA